UAGCAUUCCGAACUUUAUUAGUUUGCUGUGUAUUAAAUCUUCUCUUUUGACUUUCAAACGUGAGUGCAGUUUCACAGAUCAGAAUCGAGGAAGUGGUGUCAAUACAUUUUGGUGACUAUGUGUUUCCUACAGAUGGAUCCAGUAUGGAUCUGUAUUCCCGAGACUCGACACAGGAGGAUCAGGAGAUCCCUCAGGAGGAUCAGGUCGAAAAUCUGAUUAUUAAAGUUGAAGUGAAGGAUGAAGCAGAGGAGCCGUAUGUGAGAGGCGAAGAGCCGGAUGGCCAAUACAGAAGGAUCAUCACGGAGAACAGAUCCACUACAUCUCCAGAAGGCAAAACGGAAGAUGAUGAUGUAACAGCAGAUUCCUUCAGAGAGAACCCCGCUCCCCCAAACAAACAGCCGGGGAAAUGGAAAAACAGGAAGCCCAUCUUGUGCUCCGAGUGCGGGAAGAGUUUCAAGCGCAAUUCUCAGCUAGUCCAUCACCAGCGCUGGCAUGCAGGAGAGAAGCCUUAUUCCUGUUCCGAAUGCGGUAAAGGUUACAGACAGAAGGACCAUCUCAUCCGGCACCAGAGAUCCCACUCAGGAGUGAAGCCCUAUUCAUGCUCAGAGUGUGGCAAACGAUUCACUCUUAAACUCUCUCUGGACAGACACCAAGUGGUUCACUCGGGGAAGAAGCCGUAUUCUUGCCUGGAGUGUGGAAGAAAUUUCACCCAGAAGGCUUCUCUCAGCAGACACCAAGCUCUACAUUCAGGGGAGAAGCCCUAUUCUUGUUCAGACUGUGGAAAGUGCUUCCGGCAGAAGUCAACACUUAUUCAGCACCAGCAGAUCUCCUUAAAGGAGAAGACCUUCUCCUGCCCUGACUGCGGGAAAUCCUUUGAGAAGAAGUCCAUUUUGAUUGGUCAUCAGAGAACACACACAGGUGAGAAGCCAUUUUCCUGUCCCGAUUGUGGAAAAAGCUUCGCUCUUCGGUCGACUCUUCUUGUCCACCAGACCAUCCAUACAGGCAACAGGCCGCUGACAUGUUCCCUCUGUGGUAAGGGCUUCCUGCACAAGUCGCGUCUUAUCCUCCAUCUGAGGGUCCACGCAGGGGAGAAGCCUUUCUCCUGCUCAGAAUGCGGCAAAUGUUUUCUGUUGAGGUCACGCCUAGUGGACCAUCAAAGGCGCCAUACAGGAGAGAAGCCAUAUUCAUGCUCCGCCUGUGGGGAUAGUUUCACAGAGAAGCAACUACUCGUCAUACACCAGCGGAAGCAUGCCGACAAGAGCCAGAACUCCUGCAACAUCUGUGGAAGAUGCUUCACGCACAAGUCCUACCUGGUCAAACACUGGAAGACCCACACCAGGGAGAAGCCAUAUCCCUGCCCUGAAUGCGGAAAGAGCUUUGCAGAAAAGUCACAGUUGGAUCGCCACCAGAACAUCCACACAGGCGAGAAGCCUUUCUCCUGCCCAGUGUGUGGGGAGAGCUUUCGGUGGAAGACCACCUUCAUUGACCACCAAGCCUCACACACGGGAGAAAAGCCUUUCUCCUGUGCCGAGUGUGGAAAAUGCUUCAUGCAAAAGACACAGCUUGUCAGACAUCGAAGGGUCCACACCGGGGAAAAACCUUUUUCUUGCUCGGAGUGCAGCAAGUCUUUCCGAUGGAAGGCCGACAUGGUCUCCCACCAGGCGACGCACAGAGGAGAAAAACCUUAUCCUUGUUUAAAGUGUGGCAAGUGUUUCACCCAAAAGUCGUCUCUAAACAGGCACCUAAGCAAGAAGCUGUGUGCCAAGUCAUUCUAAACUAUGUUCAUGACUAGGGUUGUCCCGAUACCACUUUUUUGAGACCGAGUACAAGUACCGAUACUUUUUUUCAAGUACUUGCCGAUA
Molecule: messenger RNA, 1862 nt
Organism: Rana temporaria (common frog)
Lineage: Eukaryota; Metazoa; Chordata; Amphibia; Anura; Ranidae
Product: gastrula zinc finger protein XlCGF26.1-like
Exons: 4
Coding region: 144-1775 (543 amino acids)
Source: RefSeq, a predicted model, not a curated record